Bemisia tabaci is the source of this 4913-nucleotide messenger RNA. RefSeq names its product O-acyltransferase like protein. Gene Ontology annotation, molecular function: acyltransferase activity, transferring groups other than amino-acyl groups. The record is from RefSeq and is a predicted model, not a curated record. NCBI's taxonomy places the organism in Eukaryota, Metazoa, Arthropoda, Insecta, Hemiptera, Aleyrodidae.
CAGGAAGGGGGAGGGGGGUGAACACUCCCGCGCUCUCGUAUCCAGCCCGCAACAUCCAGUAGUUUCGUUACUACAAGCAACAAAAAAACCGACUCCUAGCCAGGUUAUUCUUCUUCUCGGCAUUUUUCAUCGGUAUUUUUUUCGCGAGAAAGGAAGCCGGUAAAUUGACGCCUAUAUGAUUCAAGUUCAGGGGCGCGAUGGUUUCAGAGGUUCAGUCGGUGAGUGCGAGUGGCGGCGUUUAGGACGAUAUUUUGGCGAUUUGCCCAACGGCUCACGUGCUCUUCCUAGUCACUGGGACUAGUGUUUUUGGAAUUAGCAACGAUGAAAAGUGUGGUGAUAGUGCUUAUCAGUGGUUUGAUAUGUCAAGUUUUCGCCUCGUUCCCGUUCCUCUUAGCGCCGCGGUCGGCCGGUGUGUCCAAAAAGUGCAGGAUCCAAAGUGAAAUCUACGCGCAGUCCUUGGCUAAUUUGACCCAAUGGGCCGUCAAAAUGUACGACGCCUCGGCGAAGCUCCCUCACGGGGUGAUAGUGGGCAACAACUAUCAGUUCGGGAAUUUCGACGAGUGCAUCAGAGCGCACGUGGACCUGGGCCCGGUCCAGGGUGGCACGCUCGAUGGCCAGUACUGCCUCCUCCACUUUCAGUUGGGCACCGACGACCCCUGGCAUCCGCCCAGAUUUGACCUCGAGACGGACCCCUUUGAGUCCGUUUGGAAUAAAUUGAAGCCGUCUGGUGAGAUAUCAAUUUGGAAGAGAAAUUACUUGUAUUACGGUGCUUGUGUACCGGCUUCUUGUACUCCUAACGACGUACUACUCACCGUUAAAGAAAUGAUGAGAAACUAUCCGAUCAGUGAAAACAUCACGGUGAGUCUGGAACCAGCUCAGUGCCAAACCCGAAAGUCAAUCACACAGUAUAAAGAAUUUUCAUCUUUCGACAUCCUAAUCCUAUCUCUCCUCUUCGGACUAGCAGCUCUCGUUUUAUACAGCACUGCGUAUGAUUUUUGGCAUUACAGAAAACAAGAACAAAAGAUAGGCGGUGCAACUGAGCGAGUGCUGUUAUGUUUUUCGGCUCGGCAAAAUUUGCCAGACUGCAUUAUGCCGCGAAAAACCGUCCCGGAAUUCGAUUUCCUCUCUGGCACACGCACUCUUUUCACGAUCCUUGUCGUCUAUGGUCAUCGCUGGAGGAUGAAUGUCCAAGCCCCACUGCAUGACGUCACUCCAUAUGAAGAGAAAGCACGCGAAUUCAGCGUCCUGAUAACCUGCCUUAUUGUUGUCAAUUCCUUUUUGUCGAUCAGUGGAUUCCUAACUGGAUACCUUUUCUACCCAGAACUUGAAAAGUGGGAUGAGAGGAAGAAAUUGAGCCUCAAAAUCAUUGUAGCCCCAGUAAUCUACCGUCUUUUGAGGUUCACGCCAUUAUAUGCAGUGGUGAUUUUGUUGAACCUCUCCAUCCUACCGAAACUUGGCGAAGGUCCUCUAUGGCCAUCGAUGGUUGGUAAAGAAGUAUCAAGAUGCUCAAAAACGUGGUGGACCAACAUGCUCUACAUCAACAAUUACGUCCAAGCUAAUGAUAUGUGCAUCUACCAGUCUUGGUACUUGUCAACCGACUUGCAACUCUUCCUUUUGGCUAUGAUACUUCUUUACAUCACCAAGAAAUCCGAAAAAGUUGGUCUGACCCUAUUCGGACUGCUGAUAAGUGGUUCAAUACUUUGGCAUGGAAUAUUGCUCUAUUUGAGGAGUGACUUUGCGUAUCUAACCGUCGAUGAACAAUCGAUGCGAGCUAUUCCUGACGUGUACUACUACGUCACGUAUUACAUUCCAGCGCAUUUUCGUCUAGCACCUUACAUGAUCAGCACUCUUCUCGGCUUGUUGCUCCAUAAAUGGAAGGACACCCCUUCUAACAUUUCGACGCUCCAGGCAAACAUCUUAGGAGCCGGUCUGGUCGUCUUCAUGGCAAUCGUCAAAGAGAGUGGGAACCUCUUUGCUUUAUUGGAAUACAGUCUCAGGUUCCAUCGAUUUGCCACGGCGAUCUAUGGAUGUCUACACGCUGCACUUUGGUCGCUUGGCUUUUCUCUUCUAAUCAUGCUCAACUUCCGUAAACGGAUAGGAUGGGCGAUACUAAUAUUCAACUCUUAUCCGUUUUUGAUGAUAAAUAAAUUGUCAUUUGGUACAUAUUUGAUUCACUCAAUAGUUCAUACUUACGAAUAUGCAUCCUUACGUGUACCCAAAGUUCCUAGUCGAUUUCAUGAGUACUGGCUCACAGCAGGAGACAUUGUAUUCACAAACGCACUUGCCUUGGUUUUGUGUGUUCUCGUUGAAAUGCCAUCGAGUAAACUAGUCAAACUCUUGUUCUCCAACGCAAGACCUAAACCAGAGAUUAAAGAUCCACAGAAAAUCUCUCGAUUGGAUUCAAACGAGAACUUGCGAGAGGAUGUUAAAAACAACGAUAUCAUAAAACAUGCAGCUUCCAACGGAAACGCCAAAAAUGGUUUCAUGAACGGACACGCCAACAAGGAGAUGGCAAUGAGUGGAAAAACGGAUGGUUUCACCCCUGAUGAAAGGCACGAACUUACGCAUAGAAUUAGCUACAAUAGGGUGGCAGAUUUAAUUCACGGAUAUGAGAAAAAAGAACUUUAGGCCUCUCAGAGUAACCGGAUGGCCGGUUAGCGCCUGACUAUUUUAAUCUUGACUCCGAGGAGUGAUAUCAUAAGCAGAUCUCAAUGUAAAAAUCACCCCUUGUAAGUAUCGAGACUUUAUCGCCUCUUUGCUGAACGAACCUGAUCGAUGAAACCCUAAUUUGAAAUUUUAUGUAUCCGUAGAAGCCACUCGGCAAACUGUGGGUCGAUUUUCAAAAAUUGACCCGCUGCGGGAUUCAUAUCAAAACUUCAUUUCUCAUUUGUCGAAUGACUUAGAUCAAUAGCAGUCGAAUCUGUAUACUAGAAGUAACCAGACAAUCAUGUUAAAUAAAUGCAUUGGACGUGGCUUAAUGCAUACUCCGCAUUGUUACCAGAAUAUAGUGAUUUGUACCGCGCGGCGUGACGCACCGUUUGCUCCCAUAUUUUAGCCGAGCAGACUAAACAGUUCCUAAGGGUGAAACAGUUGUCUAUCCGUCCGAUUGAGGGCAAAUAUACCGUUGCGCCAUUGAAGUCUCGCUCCGUGCAGUACGCGCCUUCAAUUGGAACAGUUUACCAAGGAAAGCAUUUACAAGUCGAAAUAGUUGCAUACUCCUUUAAAAUGAAGGCGUCCCACGAUUUAUGCUUACUUUGCCACCACGUUCUGUGGUGCGUGACGUUUUACCUCUUCAUUCCGGCCAGGUAGCACAAUGUAGCUCCCAUGAUACUGUGUGUAGGAAUACUUACAUCAAUGAAAUACCUGGAGAUUGACAUUUUCGUAUUUUCAAAAAAGAAAUCCAUCUUGAGACUGAAAUUCGCAAGAUCGAUGAUGCCUGAAGUCGAAACUUGCGUAUCGAUGGCUAUAGUACGACACCACGUAUCUUAAUUGCGGUGUUUCAAAAUCUCCGCUCCUAGUUUACUUUUUCGACGAGGAAUAAGUCAACUUUAUAGCUUGAAAUGUUUACAGAAUAUUCGACCAGCAAAUAGGGAAAAUCAAGGAAGUUUACAGGAAAUUACGUUGACUAGUUUUCCAAGAAAAACAUAGGACUAAAAGUUUACGACGUCACGAACAGAAACAAGUGGUCUCGCACUUUAGCCAUCAGUAUCGUGAGGUGUUUUAAAGCCUAAUUCCGCCAAUGCCUGCCACAUUUUAUUCUACUAAUGAAUGGUCGGCCGUUCUUGAAAAAUUGUGCAUUAUUUCUCUCUUCAACUCAAUGAUACUCUUCAAAAUUUUCAUGCGAAAAUAUUGAUGAGUCUUCGUGAAAAUGUACAUAAGCACUUCCUCAUUCCGUAAGAAUGCAAAAACUUUUAUUUCUAGGAAAAUUGAACCGAUUAUUUACCAUAUCUCGUAAGCGCCAAAAUUGCGAAUUCGAGGAAAACGAGAAGAAAACGUUUUAUUCGAUCUGAUGACAAUUUUCUAAUUCCAAAAAAAUGUAUGUUCUUUUAGAAGGAUAUUUUGAAAUCAGAUAUGAUUGCAUGCCAGAGAAAAUUAAGAGAAAACAACCCCUCCACUAUCAACAUAGGGGUUAGUGCUUACGUGAUUUGGAAAAUAAUAGGUUCAAUCCCCCCCUCCCCUGUAAAACUACCUCAAGGGAGGUAUGCAUACGUGUGCAGUCAUAAGAAUACCAGCCAACGGUAGGUAGUCCGUCUCUGAGAAUACUUUUUGACAUUAAAAGGCUGAAUGUAAUCUAAAUUUUUGGAAGAAUAUUGACUAUCUUUGUACAUAGAAUGUUUAAAAAAUAAUUUAAUAUAAUUGUGAAGCUCAUUUUUUUGUGAUGCACCGAUGCUCUUUUGCAGGGUGCGUAAGUUUUCAGAUGUGAAUAUUGCCAAAUUAUCUCCAUUUUCAUAAAGAGAGGAUAAAACGGAUCAGUGAGAGGUAGAAGCAAUUCUUUCGAAAAUAACUAGUCCGAAUGGAUCCGUUUCCCAUUCCUCACCAUGAAUCCAAAUCAGUGGCGUGGCGUGCUUUGCGAUAUAUCGAUCGAUCUGUCAUUUAAACCUAUGGAAAAAAAUCGAUGAACAGAGUGGUCGCAGCGAACAUCUUAAUAAUCGAUUCUUUACCAUAGGUUUAAAUGGCAUAACAAUCGAUACAUCGCAAUUCACGCCACGCCACUGAUCCAAAUCGUGAAAAGUUCCCAGCCGAUUGAGUAUCUUUUUUUCUUUACCAUAUAAUGUCUCGCUUGGAAAUGAUGUAUAAGUAACUUUGUUCGAUGAGCGUUUACCAUUAGAUGUAUUUACGUUAGAUGAUAAGUUGUAGUGUAAUUAUUUAUUUCUUUGUGCCUAAUAAACUGACCAAAAUAAAAUUCCCAGAAA